AACUAAUAGCACAGCCAUUGGAAGCAAAGAUCUUCCUCUACAAUAAAAGACUACAGCAAUAAAAUAUAUUACAAACAACAUUAAACUUAAUUAGUCCCAUAGUAUUUAAUUUCUGCGUUUUGAAAUGCAGAUGUAUAUCUCCCGGGAGUAGAUCAGUUACUGAUAUCACCCCAUCUUUAGUUACCUGACACCAUGGGGCUCUUUAGUGGUUUGUACACUCAUGAAACAUUGAUGAUCUGCAGGUUCAGGAGCUCUGAGCUCAGCAGUUUGCCAUGAGAGGCAAAAGCAGCACCAUGGGGACUGUUAGCGAACCUUUGAAAUGUCCGGUCUGCCAAGAUUUCUUCACAGAACCUGUGACACUUCAGUGUGGACACGAUUUCUGCCUCACCUGCAUCCAAGCUGUCUGGGAAACAGAUGAGUCAACCAACGGUCCUUUCUUUUGUCCAGAGUGUCAGAUAUUCCUCCCUUCUGACCUCACUCUGGAGAUAAACGCAGGACUGCAGCAAAAAGUGAAGGACUAUACUGAAAAUCAACAAAAAGCAGGAGCUGAGGCAGAACCUUCCUCACCUAUCCAGUGUGAUCAUUGCAUAGAGAAGCCGUCUGUGGCCAUAAGGACCUGUUUGACCUGUGACGCUUCACUGUGCGAGGCCCAUGCCCAGCUGCACCAACAAAGAUCUGCUUUAAGGGAGCACACACUGGUGGAUGUUACCAAGGAUGUGCUGUCGCUGAAGUGCAGGGAGCACCGGGAUGAGCUGAAGCUCUUUUGUAUGGAGGAGAGGAUCCCUGUGUGCUGUUUAUGUGUUCUGGUUGGGGCCCACAAGGACCACAAGGCAGCACAACUUCAUGAAGCCAGUGUCGACUUAAGGAGUGUGUUAGUGAAUAAUAUGACCCAAUUACUGAAGAGGAGAGAGGAAGCAGAGCACACCAUUCAGGACUUGGAGUCGCUAUAUACACAAACUGUGAAAGCCGCUGCAGAUUUCAGAGAGAAAAUCACAGACAAGUACAGCAGAAUCCGUGUGGUUUUGGAUGCUGAUGAACGUCUGAUGAUGCAGAUUAUAGACGCAGAGGAGACGUACAUGACGGACUGGCUCGAGGCCCAGAGGGGCAUCACGGAAACUCAGAUUAAAGAGAUAGACAGAUUAAGAGGCUCUCAUAAAGCACUUCUGCAGGAAACAAAUGACCUGCAGUUCCUUCAGCAAGCAAGUUCACAGAAUCUUUGGUGAGUAUGUCGUUAUACAUUCCAUGAAAUCUGUACUUUUUGGUGCAUUUAGGGUUUAAUGUUUAUCUUUAUUCAUUUGAUCAUCUUUUGAUAUAUAUUUUUCCCCAGUGAUCCUUUGGAUUUUCCUCCCAUGCAGCCAAUAAAAAGGGAUCUUUGUGACCAUGAAAAGCUAAAAACAGUUGAGAGGCUCGUUGAUGACCUCUCACUAGCUCUUUCACAACACCUUCCACGAAUGUGGUCAUGUCAGUGUUUAAUUCAAAUUUUUCUGAACAAAUCAUCAAAUAAACAAAUGAUCUACUAUUUGAUGGAGUGUUUACUGUAGUUCUUUUUUUUUCUUUUUACUGCAGAUCUAAGUUCACCUGCUUUAGAUCCAAAAACAGCCCAUCCGAAGCUGGAAAUAUCUCCGGAUAAAAAACAAG
Molecule: messenger RNA, 1638 nt
Organism: Cyprinodon variegatus (sheepshead minnow)
Lineage: Eukaryota; Metazoa; Chordata; Actinopteri; Cyprinodontiformes; Cyprinodontidae
Product: E3 ubiquitin/ISG15 ligase TRIM25-like
Exons: 4
Coding region: 273-1223 (316 amino acids)
Molecular function (GO): zinc ion binding
Source: RefSeq, a predicted model, not a curated record